AUGGCGCAGCAGCACUUUGUCAACAAGAUCGAGGAACUCGUGCAGGAGUCCCUGGAAGGGUUGAUCGACUCCAACCCAAACCUCAUCCGCCUGGAUGGCUAUCCCCACACCAAGGUAGUGUACGAUCGCAACCACGAUGCCAGCAAGGUGGCUGUCAUCUCCGGUGGUGGCUCUGGACACGAGCCCGCGAUGGCGGGGUACGUCGGGGCCGGGAUGCUGGCCGCUGCCGUGGCGGGGGACGUGUUUGCUUCCCCCUCCGAGGACGCAGUCCUGGCCGCCAUCCGGGCCGUGGGCGGGCCCGCGGGCGUGGUCCUGAUCGUCAUGAACUACACCGGGGACAGGCUGAAUUUUGGUGCCGCCGCUGAGCGCGCCAAGGUCGAGGGCAUCCCCGUGGACAUGGUGAUCGUGGCCGACGACGUCGCGCCCAUCGAGGGCGGCACCGUCAAGAACCGGCGCGGCAUCGCCGGGACAGUCCUGGUGCACAAGGUGGCUGGCGCUGCCGCGGCGGAGGGCCGCCCGAUCCUGUCCACGUGCAACGUCCCCGGCGCGCCGCCCUCUGACCGCCUGGCGGCGGGCGAGAUGGAGAUGGGCCUGGGCAUCCACGGCGAGCCCGGCGCGUACAAGACCGCGCUGGCCCCCCUUGACCAGAUCGUGGGGCGGCUGGUGGGCCAUCUGGCCGACGCCGGCGCGCUGGACGCCGCCUCCCCCCGCGCCGUGCUGCUGGUGAACAACCUGGGCGGCAGCACGCCGCUGGAGGUGGGCGCGGCGGCCUCCUCGGCCGUGCGCGUGCUG
Molecule: messenger RNA, 792 nt
Organism: Auxenochlorella protothecoides
Lineage: Eukaryota; Viridiplantae; Chlorophyta; Trebouxiophyceae; Chlorellales; Chlorellaceae
Product: Putative 3,4-dihydroxy-2-butanone kinase
Exons: 6
Biological process (GO): glycerol catabolic process
Cellular component (GO): cytosol
Molecular function (GO): glycerone kinase activity
Source: RefSeq, a predicted model, not a curated record